AUGACACAAAGGAGUAAAAGGAAGAAAGAUGGGACUGUGAAAUAUGUCACUGUGGGAUGUGCUCGGGGUGGCAAGGCACGAAAUAGAGCGUCAAACGUCCCCAAGCCUCGGCCAACAAGUAAGACAGACUGCAAGGCAAGGAUGAAUGUCAUGUUAAAGGAUGGGAAGCUGUGUGUCACAUCCAUAUUUAACACACACAAUCAUGGGCUUAGUUCAAGAAAAUCUAAAUUUUUCAGAUGCAACAGAGAAGUUAAUGAGUCUGUUAGGAGGGUGUUGGAUACUAAUGAUGAGGCUGGCAUACAGAUGAAUAAAAGUUUUCAUGCUCUUGUGACUGAGGCGGGUGGGUUUGAGAACGUACCAUUUGGAGAAAAAGAUUGUCGUAACUAUAUUGACAAGGCACGACACCUGCGCCUUGGUAAAGGUGGUGCUCAAGCGCUGUUUGAGUAUUUUAGAAGGAUGCAAUACAAGAAUGAUGGCUUUUUCAGCCUCAUGGAAUUGGACGAUAAUGAUAUACUGAAAAGUGUGUUUUGGGCGAAUGCCCGUAGUAAAGAGGCCUACAACUACUUUGGAGAUGUGGUAACAUUCGAUACCACAUACCUGACAAAUAGGUAUGGAAUGCCAUUUGCACCUUUUAUGGGUGUAAACCAUCAUGAACAGUCAAUUCUUUUGAGUGCAGGCCUUAUUUCAAGUGAGGAUACAUAA
Molecule: messenger RNA, 702 nt
Organism: Juglans microcarpa x Juglans regia
Lineage: Eukaryota; Viridiplantae; Streptophyta; Magnoliopsida; Fagales; Juglandaceae
Product: protein FAR1-RELATED SEQUENCE 5-like
Exons: 1
Coding region: 1-702 (233 amino acids)
Source: RefSeq, a predicted model, not a curated record